CUCGAACUCUGGACCGCCGCCUACAACGCCAUACGCGACAACUUGAGGUCUGCUGGUCUGGUGACGGUCUACGAAUCCAUCUUGUGCCAGGAACUACCGCAUCAGUCCAUUGGCGGAAUCAACCAGACACUGCCGCGCUCAGACGACGACAGACUGAAGCAGUUGAUCAGAAUCACCGAAUCGGGACUGCGAAAGUGUCGAGGCGCCAAUUGUCCGAUAGACAACUAUGCUCGAGUCUUGGUCAAGAUGUCCAAGAGGAUAAUCAAAUCUGUCUGGGCCGACUAUCCCUCCACCGCCGUGGCCUGGUCAGGCAUUACUAUUCUGACACCGCUUCUACUUGGCCCGACAAUGCAAAUUGAUGGCAUGAAGCGCGGCGCCCUGCAUGUUAUUGGACGUAUCCCGUGGUACAUGCACCUAUCAGAGCUGAUGCUCGCCAGCGGAUGGAAGAGUGACGCCGACUUCAACAGAGAGCAAAACGGAGUGAAGGAACGCCUGGUGAAGCUAUAUCGCAAAGUCCUCGAAUUUGAAAUGAACUGCGUAUGUGCAGCAGCCAGCACCUGGAACAACGCAGCCAAGAACGUGGUUGGAUGGCACGCGCUGGGAUCGCUGGUGCGCGACAUUGAGACGCUGGACGACGAGCUUGCCGAGCUCAUCAACAAA
This is a messenger RNA of Trichoderma atroviride IMI 206040, 660 nucleotides long. RefSeq lists its product as uncharacterized. The record is from RefSeq and is a predicted model, not a curated record. NCBI's taxonomy places the organism in Eukaryota, Fungi, Ascomycota, Sordariomycetes, Hypocreales, Hypocreaceae.